Scophthalmus maximus (turbot) is the source of this 1689-nucleotide messenger RNA. It is a transcript of the gene carnmt1, whose product is annotated as carnosine N-methyltransferase 1. Bases 17 to 1249 code for a protein of 410 amino acids. Gene Ontology annotation, molecular function: S-adenosylmethionine-dependent methyltransferase activity. The transcript is spliced from 8 exons. The record is from RefSeq and is a predicted model, not a curated record. NCBI's taxonomy places the organism in Eukaryota, Metazoa, Chordata, Actinopteri, Pleuronectiformes, Scophthalmidae.
UCGGUUUGUCUCAGACAUGGCCGAAACCGGAGGAGAAGGAGCGCAGGAUGGACCCUAUUUUAACAAAGAAAGGGCAAAAUACAGCCCCGAAGAGGAGGCUAGACUGGAAAGGCAGCAUUUCUGGAGGAUAAUCGAUGCUUUUAAUUUUUACAGUGUCCACGUCCAGGAGCACGUCAAACGUGCUGAGCGUCAGUUUCGGAGCUUACCGCAGCGCCACCAGAAUUUGCUCCCAUGUGUUAUGUCCAACCUGGCGCGCAUCAGCCAGUGUGCGGACCACAACCAGGAGGUGCUGCAGGGCGUCGUUCACAACAGCCUCGACAUGUUUGAGAACAUUGGGUAUGGUGAGAGGGAGGAUAUUAGGAAGGUGCGUCCGUCCACUACGUUUGACAUGGACAAGCUCAAGUCCACCAUCAAGCAGUUUGUCAGAGACUGGAGCGAGACGGGCCGGGCGGAGAGGGAAACCUGCUACCAGCCCAUCAUUCAAGAGAUCCAAAAAUUCUUCCCAAGUGACCAAUUUGAUGUGUCUAAGGUGAGCGUGCUGGUUCCGGGCGCUGGGCUUGGCCGUCUAGCCUGGGAGAUAGCUCGGCUGGGUUAUAUAUGCCAGGGCAACGAAUGGAGCCUCUUCAUGCUCUUCUCCUCAAACUUUAUUCUCAAUAGGUGUGAAAAUGUGAAUGCUCUGAUCCUGUAUCCUUGGAUCCACCAGUUCAGCAACAACAAAAAAUCUUCUGACCAAACACGACCAAUCAGAUUCCCUGAUGUCAACCCUCAGAGCUUACCGUUAACUUCAGACUUCUCCAUGGUAGCAGGGGACUUUGUCGAGGUCUACACUGAAACAGAUUCCUGGGACUGUGUGGCUACCUGCUUCUUUAUUGACACAGCUCAUAAUGUAAUAGAGUAUGUGGAGACCAUCUGGAAGAUUCUUAAGCCUGGUGGAGUGUGGAUCAACCUGGGGCCACUGCUGUAUCACUUCGAGAACAUGGCCAAUGAGCUCUCAGUUGAACUUAGUUACGAAGACAUUAGGACAGCAAUGGUUAAAAUUGGCUUCCACAUUGAGGUGGAGAAAGAGUCGUUGCAGACCACCUACACAGAAAACGACCAUUCUAUGCUGAGAUACGUUUACGACUGUGUCUUCUUUGUAGCCCGAAAACCUGCAGGCCUGUAUUUUAAUUGUCAAGAAGACGACCAACAACAGACUUCCCCACCACCUGCUAAGUCACCUCGGCGAGAGGACACCGACAGCCUGACGUGACAGGAAAUCAUGUGACAAAAACGGUGAACAUAGCGGUGCACAACCGUUGACCAAGAGGAGAUUAGACUGACGAACUGAAAAAGAAAAUGGACACGCAAGAAAAGGCAUUACGGUUUACAGCCUUCAUUGACUUUCACUCUGUCUGUGUGUGAGAGAGUGAGUGUGUGAGAGAGAGAGAGUGAGAGAGAGAGAGUGAGAGAGAGAGAGAGUGUGUGAGUGAGUGAGAAUGUGAUUUGACCAUUUGAAAUCUAUUUAUUUGUCAAAGAUGGUGCCAAUAACUACAUAUACUCAUUUGCAUUGAUCAUCAUUCAUCUCUGAAAAUGUAAACAAAAAGGUGUUUCAGCUCUUCAGGAAUGAGCUGUUUUUAAACUUAGAGAUGAUUUUCAUAGACUUUUCUGGUUUCUAUCCACACUUUGGAAUAAAGCCAAAUUUUAAAAAUA